Columba livia (rock pigeon) is the source of this 3814-nucleotide messenger RNA. RefSeq names its product leucine-rich repeat LGI family member 4-like. Lineage: Eukaryota; Metazoa; Chordata; Aves; Columbiformes; Columbidae. The record is from RefSeq and is a predicted model, not a curated record. Bases 1 to 1668 code for a protein of 555 amino acids. Gene Ontology annotation, biological process: myelination in peripheral nervous system; neuron maturation. Gene Ontology annotation, molecular function: protein binding. The transcript is spliced from 9 exons.
AUGGGGCUAGUGCUGGUGCUGCUGCUUGGGGGCGUGGCCUGGGCAGGGGGCGUGGCCUUGACAGGGGGCGUGGCCUCCGGAGUCCCCGGGUGUUCCCCUGGUUGCGAAUGCGACGCCGACAGCGCCCUCUGCAGGACGGGCGGACCCGCCGCUCCCCGCCCACUCCCGCCGCGAUUGGCUGCGCUGUCUCUGAUUGGCUGGCGGGUCCCUGUUCUCUCCGAAGGCGCCUUCGCUGACACCCCCGACCUGCAGCUGCUGGGUGGCCGUGGGGUGUCCCCAUUGUCCCCCCAUUGUCCCCCCAGCCUGAUCACUGGUGGCCGCUUGGGGACAAUUGGGGACGGGGCCUUUGCUGGACUGGUGCUACUGGAGUAUCUGUUCCUCGAGGACAACGACAUCGGGUCCAUCGUCCCCUCGGCGCUGAGGGGACUGAGGGGGCUGAGACACCUGAGUUUGGCCAAUAACCGACUGGAGACGCUGCCCCGGGGGCUGUUCCAGGGGCUGGAGACACUGACCCAGCUGGACCUGCGGGGAAACCCCUUCGUGUGUGACUGCCGCCUGCGCUGGUUGGUCACGUGGUUGGGCGGGGCCGCCCCUCCCCCCAGCGAGGCCGGCCGCUGCCGGGGACCCCCCCAGCAUCAGGGCACCCCAUUGGCCCAGCUGCAGCCCCGCGACUUCCAGUGCAUGGCCUCGGAGCUCCGCCCCUUCCAGUCCCUUCCCUUCUCCUCAUUGGCUGCUGAGCCCUUUGGGCAGGGGGGGCAGGUGGGCGUGGCCCUGGCCCAGCCCUUCGCCGGCGCCUGCGCCCUCCUGGAAUGGGACCAGUUGGGGGGACGCUUCCGCGCCCCAACCGUGGUCAACGGCUCGUCCCCGGUGGCCUGUCACCCCCUCCAGCUGGGUGGCACCUUCCUCCUGGUGGUGGCCCAACUGGCCGGCGGCUCCUCCGUAUGGCGCCGAGCGGGGGGUCCCGGCAGCCCCUUCGUCCUCCUGCAGACCCUGGGGACGGGGCGGUUGCGGCGGCCGCACGCGGUGGCCAGCGCCCGCCUGGGGGGCCAAUGGUACCUGGGGGUGGCCGACAGCUCCAAGGGCGGCACCAGCACCGUGUUCCGCUGGGGGGGCCGCGGGUUCUACCCCCACCAGGCGCUGCGGCCGUGGCACCGCGACACCCACCUGGAGUUCCUGGAGCUGGGGGGACGGCCCGCCAUGGUGGUUUGCAGCGGGGGGAGGCGCCCCCUGGUGUACCGGUGGAGCGGGGGGAGCUUCGCGCCCCACACCGACAUCCCCCACGUGCCCGAUGUCUACGCCGCCAAGCACUUCCGGCUGCGCGGGCACGUCUUCUUGUGCCUCACCAGGUUCUUGGGGGACGCCAAGGUGAUGCGCUGGGAGGGCUCCAUGUUCCGCGAGGUGCAACAGGUCCCGGCACGCGGCUCCAUGGUCUUCCAGCCGCUGACGUUGGCCAAUCAGCGCUACGUGAUCCUGGGCAACGACUUCGCCCCCACCCGCCUGUUCCGCCUGGGCGAGCGGGGCCCCCUGGAGGCGGCGCAGGAGCUGCUGCUGCCCACCCCCCGCGCCUUCGUCCCCGUCACCGUGGGCCACCGGCACUUCCUGGUGGCCGCCAGCUUCAGGGGGGCCACCCAGAUCUACCGGCACGUCACCGUGGACCUGGGGGACUAAAGGGGACAUGGGGACAUUGGCCGCGGUGUCACCGUGGAGCUAGGGACAUGGGGACAUCGACCACCAUGGACCUGGGGGCCUAAGGGGACAUGGGGACAUUGGCCACAGUGUCAACGUGGAGCUGGGGACAUGGGGACAUCGACCACCAUGGACCUGGGGGCCUAAGGGGACAUGGGCUGUGGUGUCACCAUGGACCUGGGGACAUGGGGACAUCGACCACCAUGGGGACAUUGACCGUGGUGUCACCAUGGAGCUGGGGACAUGGGGACAUCAACCACCAUGGACCUGGGGGUGUAAGGGGACAUGGGGACAUCGACCGCGGUGUCACCGUGGAGCUGGGGACAUCGACCACCAUGGACCUGGGGACCUAAGGGGACAUGGGGACAUUGGCCACGGUGUCACCGUGGAGCUGGGGACAUGGGGACAUCGACCACCAUGGGGACAUUGACCGUAGUGUCACCGUGGAGCUGGGGACAUGGGGACAUGGACCACCAUGGACCUGGGGGCCUAAGGGGACAUGGGGACAUUGGCCACAGUGUCAACGUGGAGCUGGGGACAUGGGGACAUCGACCACCAUGGACCUGGGGGCCUAAGGGGACAUGGGCUGCGCUGUCACCAUGGAGCUGGGGACAUGGGGACAUCGACCACCAUGGGGACAUUGACCGUAGUGUCACCGUGGAGCUGGGGACAUGGGGACAUCAACCACCAUGGACCUGGGGGCGUAAGGGGACAUGGGGACAUCGACCGCGGUGUCACCGUGGAGCUGGGGACAUCGACCAGCAUGGACCUGGGGACCUAAGGGGACAUGGGGACAUCGACCGCGGUGUCACCGUGGAGCUGGGGACAUGGGGACAUCGACCACCAUGGACCUGGGGGCCUAAGGGGACAUGGGGACAUUGGCCUCGGUGUCACCGUGGAGCUGGGGACAUGGGGACAUUGACCACCAUGGGGCCAUUGACCGUGGUGUCACCAUGGAGCUGGGGACAUGGGGACAUCGACCACCAUGGACCUGGGGGCAUAAGGGGACAUGGGGACAUCGACCGCGGUGUCACCGUGGAGCUGGGGACAUGGGGACAUCGACCACCAUGGACCUGGGGGCCUAAGGGGACGUGGGGACAUUGGCCACGGUGUCACCAUGGAGCUGGGGACAUGGGGACAUCGACCACUAUGGGGCCAUUGACCGUGGUGUCACCAUGGAGCUGGGGACAUGGGGACAUCGACCACCAUGGACCUGGGGGCCUAAGGGGACGUGGGGACAUCGACCGCGGUGUCACCGUGGAGCUGGGGACAUGGGGACAUUGACCACUAUGGGGCCAUUGAUCAUGGUGUCACCAUAGACCUGGGGGCCUGAGGGGACAUGGGGACAUUGGCUGCGGUGUCACUGUGGACAUGAGAGACAUGGGGACAUGGACCAUGGUGUCACCAUGGACUUGGUCACCUGAAGGACUUGGGGACAUCAAGUGUCACCUCCCCAUGGACCUGGUCACUUCGGGGGACAUGGGGACACUGAUGGUGGUGUCACCAUGGACUUGGUCACCUCAGAGACUUGGGGACACCAAUCACGAUGUCACCAUGGACCUGAGGGGACAUUGGCCAUGAUGGGGACAUGGACCACGGUGUCACCAUGGACUUGGUCACCUGAAGGACUUGGGGACAUCAAGUGUCACCUCCCUGAAGACUUGGCCACCUGGGGACAUGGGGACAUCAGCCAUGAUGGGGACAUUGGCCAUGGUGUCACUAUGGACUUGGUGACCUCAAAGACUUGGGGACACCAACCAUGAUGUCACCAUAGAGCUGGGGACCUGAGGGGACAUUCAGCAUGAUGGGGACAUGGACCACAGUGUCACCAUGGACUUGGGGACAUCAAGUGUCACCUCCCCAUGGACCUGGUCACCUUGGGGACAUCAACCAUGAUGGGGACACCAACCAUGAUGGGGACACCAACCAUGACGUCACCAUGGACCUGCUCACCCAAGGGACCUCCUGGUGUCCCCAAGGCCACCACGACCCCAUGUCCCCAUUGUCCCCCCAAUGCCACCAAAAUAACCAAAUCCACUCUUUUCCACUUAUGGUUUUUAAUCCUUUCCCGCCAUUUUUGCCUUUUUUUGGGGGGUUUCACCCCAAAAUAAACCUGCUCCUCCCUCCA